AUUAAAUAUCGAAAUAUAAAUGCAUUUCUCGCUUAAAUCUCUGGCUUUGCUUGCAAGUUGGAUCUUUGACAUUGACUUUCGCCGGCACCGUCGAUCUCUCCGGCAAUCUCCGGCGGCUUUGUAAUCGACAAGCUCAGCAUGAAUUCUGAAACUCUUGAGGAAGAUUAUGGUGAUAGAUGGUUGGGACUGGCCUGGAACCAUGAUCUUUUGACGGAAAUACUCGUCCUGUUACCUGCAAAAUCUGUCACCCGAUGCAAGUUGGUAUGCAAACAUUGGCUCUCACUUAUCUCUUCUGAUAAAUUCUGCCAUCUCCACACCCUGCGCUGCCCAGAGCUGCGCCCGUCUCUUCUCCUGAACCUGAAGACCCCGGGCUUGCAGUUCUUUAACUUCAGUCCAAUCAUGAAUGGUGAAAAGAUGAUGAAUCCUUACACCUUCUCUGUUCCAAACCCCAUAAUUGUCAGUUCUUGUAAUGGCCUGAUGCUGCUGAAAACUCACUGGAAAGAAGAGAGUUUCCAUGUUUACAAUUCGACCACUAAGCUGUCAAGAAAGCUCAGGUUUCCCGUAGCUCACAGCGACAACUACCCUUAUUCCCCUUAUACUGUGACACUUGCCUUAGCUUUUGAUCCUUCAGAAUCGCCCCAUUACAAAGUUGUUUGCAUUAGGUCAACCACAGACCGUCGCGCUGAUCCCGAUGAGAUACAUACUUAUCGGAUCGAUGUUUAUGACUCACAGAGUCGCGCAUGGAAGCUCAGGAUGGGAUCAUUUAUGUUUCCCGGAAGGCUUCACAUAUGUGGGGGAGGCAUGGGUGUGUACUGGAAUGGCUUGAUAUACUGGGAGGUCCCCAAUGAAAUCCGCUGCUAUGAUAUUGCUCGGAAUGAAUUCAAAACUCUCUCUCUGCCUAACUAUCCACCUAUCCCUAUUCACCCAAUGACAGGUUGGAUUGCUGCUUCCUGUUUGCAAGAGGCAAAUGGUCAUCUGUACCAAUCUAGAGUGCUCACAGUGGAUAACCGUCAAUUAAUUGUGUUAUUUGAGUUGGAGAUGGAUGAUGAUCGUUCUUCUUCGUGGCUCUUGAGGUACGAUGAAACAAUCUCUCAGCAUGAACGUACCCCCUCAUAUCAUAGCUAUGCUCUUCAGUUGAGAUUAAUUAAGGGAUCACACGGCAUAGAGACGUGCAGUGUGGUUUCUUGUAUGUCCGGUAAGAUCAGCGUCUAUAGUUUCCUCGACAAAAGCUCUAAGUUGCUCGUUGAUUUGACUGGCCAACCGUUCGACGUGGACGAAGACGAUGUGGCUUCUGACUUGCAAAUGUAUGAAUAUGUGGAAUGUUUGGCUGUGGUUUGAGUGAACUUGUGGUUCUUGCCUUAGUUAUGACAUAUUCUUCUGAGUUUGUUGUUUUAAAACUUGAAAUCAGCAGCAGUGGCCACUUGCCAGUGUUAGUUGAUGCUGAUUUAAUUUAAAAAUGUUAACUUUCGAAUAAAUA
Messenger RNA from Salvia hispanica, 1477 nucleotides. Its product is annotated as F-box protein At5g07610-like. The record is from RefSeq and is a predicted model, not a curated record. Lineage: Eukaryota; Viridiplantae; Streptophyta; Magnoliopsida; Lamiales; Lamiaceae. Gene Ontology annotation, molecular function: protein binding.